Cooperia oncophora is the source of this 405-nucleotide messenger RNA. The record is from the annotation of a GenBank genome assembly. NCBI's taxonomy places the organism in Eukaryota, Metazoa, Nematoda, Chromadorea, Rhabditida, Trichostrongylidae.
AUGAUCUCGAGGUACUUUAAGGUUAUGGGGGUAGCGGCUAGCAAAGAUAAUGACGAUCUAACGGACAACUUGGUGAAACAUGGACAAAUUGUUUCAAAAGAAGUGGAACUGGUUUUCAGACUUGUUGACAGAGGACGAUUUUUUCCUACAGAAUAUGUAGAAGAGGCUUAUCGCGAUAAUCCAUUCAAGGUUCCUGCCGAAGCUACUGCAGAAUGGACUCCUGGAAAACUGCACAUAUCUGCUCCAAGUAUGUAUGCUACAGUUCUGGAAAAACUUGACUUAAAACCAGGACAUGCCUUUCUUAACGUCGGAUCUGGCACUGGAUGGCUGAGUACGGCUGCUGGAUUUUUAAUUGGUCAGUUAUUUCCGUCUAGGGUCAAUUUCCAAAUUUCGAAUGAUUCCUAA